Molecule: messenger RNA, 2476 nt
Organism: Cyprinus carpio (common carp)
Lineage: Eukaryota; Metazoa; Chordata; Actinopteri; Cypriniformes; Cyprinidae
Gene: galnt12
Product: polypeptide N-acetylgalactosaminyltransferase 12-like
Exons: 10
Coding region: 479-2227 (582 amino acids)
Cellular component (GO): Golgi apparatus
Source: RefSeq, a predicted model, not a curated record
UGUGAAUAUGAAUUUUGUUCACUUUCACGUGUCUCCCGUAAAUUAAUGUAGUUUCUGUAGAUACACGGAAGCAGAAAGUGUUCGGCUUGACUUUGCCUCUUCUCAACUCCUCCCCGAUUGCAACCCUGCGACUAUAGCAGCCGAUCAGUGACACGCGUUUAAUGUCGAACGAACCCAAAGCGUUCGCUUUAACGGAUGUGCCUUCAACUCCUCCCCUGUCUGCAACCGGCUCUGCUUGCCGUUCAUGUCGAUCACACCUCACCAUACAGUGGAUUUCGGUCACAAGAUUAAAUGACCAACUUUCGCUUUGCUUGGAUAGUUUGCCCUUCACUAUAGUCGACUUUAAAAUGAAAUCUGGCGCUUUGAAAACGAGGUCUUCUUACCUUGGCGAACUUUUUUCGAACUCCAACUCUUCAUGAGAUUUAACUUCGGAUGACAAACAGUUUGAGGGCACCAAGGCGGACAAGAAGGACACAUUAUGGCAAUAUGUGGCAGACGGAGUCGGCCCAAGCUCAUUCUGUACAUUCUCGGGGCUUUUGUAGUGGGAUAUUUAGUGUUUCAUAGGAACACGCAGAGUGACGUAGGACUGGCGAGUCGAAGAGAAGUUCCAGUCGAGCAGCACAAAAAUGUGGACGAGGAAUUACUGAAGAAACCCGUUUACGAGAAGCCUCCUCUAGACAUGAAUGCUUUAGGAGAGAUGGGUAGAGCUGUUAAACUGGACCUGACUGAAGAAGAGAAGCGAGAGGAGGAGGAGAGCAUCAAAAAACAUCAGAUAAACACUUAUGUGAGCGAUAGGAUAUCACUACACCGCAGGCUGCCUGAGAGAUGGAACCCACUAUGUAGAAACCUGAAAUAUGACUACCUGAGCCUGCCCUCAACAUCAGUAGUGAUAGCCUUCUACAAUGAAGCCUGGUCCACACUACUGAGGACAGUGCACAGUGUCCUGGAGACCUCACCAGACCUGCUGCUGACUGAAGUCAUAUUGGUGGAUGACUACAGUGACCGAGAUCAUUUAAAGGAGCCUCUAGAGAACUACAUCGCCAAUCUCAAAAAGGUGCGUCUGAUCCGAGCGAGGAAGAGAGAGGGUUUGGUGCGAGCGCGGCUCCUGGGGGCCUCCAUUGCCACAGGAGAAGUGCUGACCUUCCUCGAUUGCCACUGUGAGUGCCAUGAAGGCUGGUUGGAGCCUUUACUCCAGAGAAUAAAGGACGAGCCUUCAGCUGUGGUGUGUCCAGUGAUUGAUGUUAUUGACUGGAACACCUUCCAGUACCUGGGCAACGCUGGAGAACCUCAGAUUGGAGGAUUUGAUUGGAGAUUGGUGUUCACGUGGCACACUAUCCCAGAAUAUGAACAGAAACGCAGAAGUUCUCCCACUGAUGUCAUCAGGUCUUUCUGGUAUAAUGGAUUGGCUGGGGGUUUGUUUGCAGUCAACAAGAAGUACUUCCAUUACCUGGGCACAUACGACACAGGAAUGGAGGUGUGGGGUGGAGAGAACCUGGAGUUCUCAUUCAGAAUCUGGCAGUGUGGAGGGAGUCUGGAAGUCCAUCCUUGCUCUCACGUGGGUCACGUCUUUCCGAAGAAAGCGCCAUACUCGAGAAGCAAGGCCUUGGCCAACAGCGUGCGGGCGGCAGAAGUCUGGAUGGACGAAUACAAAGAAGUGUAUUACCAUCGCAGCCCUCAUGCUCGUCUGGAGGCAUAUGGUGAUGUGACAGACAGACGGAAACUCCGAAUGCGUCUUGGCUGUAAAGAUUUUAAGUGGCUCUUGGAGAACAUCUACCCUGACAUUCAAGUCCCAGAGGACAGGCCUGGAAUGUUUGGCAUGCUGAAGAAUAAAGGAAUGGUCAACUACUGCUUUGACUACAACCCACCUGAUGAUCAUAAUAUGGCCGGUCACCGAGUCAUUCUUUACCCUUGUCACGGCAUGGGACAAAACCAGUUCUUUGAGUACUCCACACUCCAAGAGAUCCGUUAUAACACGAGGGACCCUGCAGGCUGCGUCGUGGCUGAUCCUGUCUCCACAUUCCUUACCAUGCAUCUCUGCAGUAAACCCAGGGAAGCUGUGCCUGAAGACCAGAAGUUCCUAUUCAGAGAGGAUGGCUCUCUCUACCAUGUUCAGACACAGAAGUGUGUUGAGGCAGUAGCCCGGACUGACAAUGGGAACCCUGGCCCCGCUCUCCGGCCCUGCUCCGACUCAGCCUCCCAGAAGUGGUUCUUUGAAGAGAGAACAUAGCAAAGGUUCUCUCUACACCCUUCACCUGCACAACAGUUCAAAGGGCAUUUCAUAUCGGCUGUUCUGACUUCACACCAGUUUACUGAGCAUUCCACUUCCUCCACUUAGGAUUGACAGUGCCUUUCUUUUACAUGACAUGCACAGUACAUACUCUGUUUGUUAAACUGAAGAAAAUAUAGUAUGUUUUAAUGAAUUGACAUAUUCGAUUUGAACAUUUUUGGAUAGUGUAUUAAAAUUCAUCACUUGUAA